GCCAAAAGCAGUCGGUUUGGAAGCAAAACCAGACCCGAGAAAACCAGGGUAUGGUUCCUGAAAUAAAUGCCACGUAAGCAUCCCAUUAUUGUGUCCACAAAUAAAUUCCACGCGCCCUGGAACCGUCCGACGAUUUGCCUCUUAGGGCUUCCCACUCGUCCCUCGCUCCCUCCCCACCCCAACCCUCCUCACCGCCGUAGGCUUCGGUCGCGAGAUUUCCUCACUCUCAGAAGUCAAUAUUCCCGGGAGUCCCCUUCCUUAUUCACCCUCUCCAUCUCCAGAAUCCCACCUCACACUGCCGUGGGAUGAAACGACCCACUCCCAUCCGCGGCCCUCCCCAUCUAUCCUCUCCGGAAAGAAAAAUUCAAUAGAAAAAAAGAAAAGGAAAAAAUAGCUAUCUAAAUCCAGACUACUGGAGAAUGGAUCACGCGAAGAAUCACAGUCAACAUCUGGGCGUGAACAAGAUCGGCAAGAACAUCCGCAAGAGCCCCCUCCACCAGCCCAGUUUCGCCGCGACCGCAAAGCCGCCGCCGCCGCCGCCGCAGCAGCAGCAGCAGCCGCCGCCCCCUCCGCAGCCGCAGGUGUACAACAUCAGCAAGAAAGACUUCCGCAGCAUCGUCCAGCAGCUCACCGGCACCCCCUCCCGCGACCCCCUCGCCGGCGAUAACCCCGCUCCCCCCUUCAACCCUCCCCCUCCCCCCCGCCCCCACUACCCCAAGCACCCCAGCACGCGUCUCCAGAGGAUCCGCCCCCCUCCCCUCACCCCCAUCGCCCGCCCUCCUCCUCCUCCCCAUCUCGCACCACCCCGGAUUCCCUACCAGAACCCCCAAUCCAACCCCAUCCCACUUCCCAAUUCCAAUCCCAAUAACCCCCCAGCCUUCUUCCCCCGCCCCAUCCCCUCCCCGAGCGGCGCCGGCCCCGCCUGGGCCGAGUCCCCGGUCACCGCCUACAUGCGCUACCUCGAGAGCUCCCUCCUCGGCUCCGACACCUCCCGGCGGCACCAGCACCAGCACCAGCCUCCCCCCUUCCCAUCCCCUGGCCUCCUCCCUUCCCCGCCGUUCCCCGCCUUCCCAUCCCCGAGAGCCCACGCCCUGCCCCCUGCUGCCCCGCCGCCCCUGCUGCCGUCGCCGGGCUCGCAGUUCGUCGUGCCGUCGCCGACCGCUUUCCUGAACAUGAUGUCGCCCAAGUCGCCCUACCCGCUGCUGUCCCCCGGGUUCCAGUACCCUCCGCCGCUGACCCCCAACUUCGCCUUCUCGCCCUUGGGCCAGUCGGGGAUAUUGGGGCCCGGGCCGCAGCCACCGCCAUCUCCAGGGCUCUUUUUCCCGCAGUCGCCCUCGGGGUUCCUCCCCAUCCCGAGCCCGAGAUGGAGGGACAUGUAGCAGCUGACAGACUUCUCUCCUCCCUUUGUUACGAUAGCAAGACUUCCCCCUGUAUCCAAUCGUGGAUAGUGUAACAAUACAAGUAUCUUAUGCUUUGACCAAAAUCUCAAGGAAAAAAUCAUGAAACAAUGAUAGAAGUUAACUAUUUGUUUUAGAAAUCUGGUGUUCAUUUCUCUCUCUCUCUCUCUGGAGUAGGCUGGUCUUCUGGGUGUUCAGUUCCAUGGAGGUACAGUGGGAAUCGAGGGCUUUUCUUGAAAUAGACUGCAGCUGCUUGAUGUCUUUUUAUAUCCAGUUGGAAGGCCGUUCAUGCGAAAAGACACAGUUUUUAUACAUUAGGAGGGCCUGUUCUUUUCUUAUUAUGAUGGUUUCAUAAUAAGAAGACACUCUUAAGACUUUUGUGCAGAUGGGUUGCUCAUGGUAGGUCCCUGUAGGUGGAGAUGCGACAGGUUGUGAUACUUCAAUAUUUGCUUAAAUUGCCAGUCUUUUCCUCAAGUCGUUUAUAAAUAAAUAGGUAGUUAAUAAUGCGAGUCUGUAUAACAUAGAAGGGAGUCAUUUUGCGCUGUUUACAAUGGAAGAAAAGAAGCGUUAUGUUAAUUAGUGGAGUUCCUGAAAAUCAUUUUACAUAAUAAAAGUAAGGUCAUGUUUGCUAACAAGCAGAAGAAAGCUAAACAUGCUAAACUAGCACAGCUGCAUGCCAAUAUGAACUUUUAGGAACUAGAAGACAUAAAAUAAGGAUUUGACUUUCAAUUAUUUGGAAUAUAUGAAUAUAUUCUAAAUUUCUAAUUGAAAUUUGAGAUGGUUGAGUUUUUUUUUUUUUUUUUUGAGCACUGGGUAAUAGAUGUGGAAGAAAAGACCAUUAAGCUUGCUAGUUGCGGUUAUUAAUUAGUUUUCAAUAUUUGCAAAGAAUAAUGGAAGAUAUGAUUAAGAUUCUACUGGAAGAAGUAAAAGCAGGGAAAAACUUGAGAGGGUUAAAAAAGGAAGGAGGAACAAUGUGUGGAGAAUGCACACACUAUAAUGUUGUCUAUUCUCAUUGAUCAUUGAUCAGCUUUUGGUAGGCAACUAAAAGGUGGAAAUACCCCUCACAAGUGAUCGGUCAUAUGUUGCAGCAAAUAUUGCAAACUGGAUUAGAUUUGAUAACCUAAUAAGAUAAAUUUAAGGUUCAUUAUAAGAUUAGAUAUGGUGACAUGUAAUAGAGACCAGUGGAUGCCUCGGUAAGUCCCAGAUUUGCAAGCAAUAGCUGGAUAAAAAAAGGCUAAUUUUUUGAUGGAAAAGAACAUAUUUAUCUAUGAAAAGCAUAGCAUUUAGAAGUAACAAAUUUGACCUCUUUACUUUUCUCCAUGGAAGGUGGAGGCACAUAGUGUUUAAAGAGGUUUUGGUACUAGUUGCAAAAUGAGGAAGUGUAUAAACUUUGUAUCUUGGGGGUGUUUUUUUUUUUUUUUGUGUGUGUGUAUGUAUGUGGGUCCGUGGUUGGAUGGGGGGGAUUAAAGAUGAUAGGUGGUUUGGGUAUUAACUAUUUUAAGGUGUGCUACUAGGACUUUUUGGGCGUAUCACGGUGAAAAAUUUGCAGUUUACUACUUGGAAGAUAUCAUGAGAAUAAAUUUUGUAUGUCUGUUAAAGUUGUUAAGUUUAAAUUGCAGGGCUGGUUCUGAAUUUAGGUCUUCUUGCUUCUAAAAGGGAAGGAGGGUUGAGCAUAUGCCAUUCUUUGUAUGCAUAAGAUGACGUGAUUCCAUUGUCAUAGUGAAUGUGCUUUUUUUUUUUUUUCUGAAUAUCAUUAUCGGCAUACUAGACUUAAAGUAGUGAUACAUGUUUAUGAAGGUACAUUGGAACACCUUAUGGCAUUGUUGGAUGCUUGAUAAUUGUCUCCAUAUCAUACAACAUAGAGCUUUCCAUUUUGCCAAGGAGAAGAGAGAUUGGCACUGUAUUUGAUUCCUUGGUCCAAAACUUUUGGGAUUUCAGAGAUCACCUUUAAAUGGAUUACAGUAUUCGAUGUAUGGAUGUAAUCAUUGACUUUAACUUCAACUUAAAUAUGAUGCUCUUAAAUGUUUCCCCCAUGAAGAUGCGAGAUAUCCUUUGUAUAAACGGGGCAUCCAAAAACACUUGUAAUUAUAACAUGCUUCAUAAGCAAUAGCAUGAGUGGUAUGAUCUUUCUUUCCA
Molecule: messenger RNA, 3533 nt
Organism: Phoenix dactylifera (date palm)
Lineage: Eukaryota; Viridiplantae; Streptophyta; Magnoliopsida; Arecales; Arecaceae
Source: RefSeq, a predicted model, not a curated record